CCUUUCUCACUCACUGAUGUAACUGAAAAGGCCAUCGCUGUAGAGCUGGGUGGAUUUGGCAGGAGAUAUCCAAUGAUAUCAUAAUUGUUGGAAAAUUGCUUAAUCUUCUGUCUUAAUAUUGGAAAAUUAAUCCUUCUAAUUUAAGAAAUCACUUAUGUGAAAAUUUGAUUUCCUUUAUUGUCAUUUUUUUAAAAUAAACAUUAGGUAUGGAUUCAUCCUCACGCACUAAGGAGCUGUAUACUUAUGUACAAAAAUAUUUACAUACCAAUCAAAAUGUCAAUAAACUAUCUAAAGUCCUCAAAAAUAAUAAAGAAAAUGAUCCUUAAUAAAAAAUUUAAGAUCUAGAACCAACUACCUUAACCUUAUCAAAAUUGAUAUCUAUAUCCUCAUAAGUCCUCCUAUUCCUUUCCCUCCAUACCAUCCAAAAAAUAGUGAGGGGAAUAAGGCUUACAUGUCUCAUCUCACCUUUGAUCCAUUUUUACGCCCAAAUUUCUUCUCUCACUGGACCAAUCAUCACCCAAUUAAUACCCAAUAGACCAUAAGCAAGUCUCCAAAGUCUACAUGCAAAGGAGCACCAAAAUAGUAGAUGGUUACAUGACUCUGCAUCCCUUCUGCACAUAUAAUUGUCAUUAGUUUCUUAUUUCAAAAAGAAAAAAUAAUUGUCAUUAGUUUCCUAUUUAUCUCUUUGUAACUGCUACCUAUACCCAUGUUUACGCUUAUUCUCAAUAUACAAGAAAUUCAAUUUUUCUCUACACUCCAAAUGAUAUCAGCACUCUAGGUUCUUUUAUGAAUUUUUCUCAAUAUUAAGAAAGUAAAAAUAACAGAGUUUGCAGCCUUAUUUUGCUGAAGCCUUUCCAGCAUAUGUACAUCCUAGCAGUAAUUAGUUUUCUAUUUUUUGCUUUGUGACAGUUGUAUAUUCCCGUGUAUAUUCUUGUUCUCAAAAUAAGAAAUUUAGUUUCUCUCUAAAUUCCACAAUAAUAUUUUGUGUUUCAUGAAAAAAAUGCAGUUUUAGUUUAAAGAAUUACAAUGUGUUUAAGGGACUAGGAAAAUAUCCUGUCAGGAUAGUUUAAUAUAAAGAGUUACCAUGUGUUUAGGACUUAAAGAGACUAGGAAAACAUUCUGCAGGGAUGGUUUUUUUGUAUGAAGGGUAUGGAUCAUACUUAUGAUUAACCAUUUAGCAUAAAGCAGCAAUAUGAAGCUUUUUGCUAGAAUAUUUGAUGGUUUCCUUUUAUUUUUGCUAGCUAUUAUUGAUACAGCUAUUAUGAUCAAGGAUUUGUUGAUUGUAUUCAGGGACUGUACUAGUACAGUGGUUGAUAGAGCUGCUUGACAGUUCUGCCUUUAUUGCAUUGGCAGGAACGCAAGGUGAUGAGUCCAUUGGAGAUUCAUUCCUUUGUCAACUCACUUGGAUACACAUUCUCAUUUAUAGAGAUGCUUGAAAUUCCUACUAUUGCUGUUAUUGAAGGAGCAGCAUUGGGCGGUGGUCUUGAAUUGGCUUUAUCGUGUGAUCUUCGAAUUUGUGGAGAAGAUGCAGUCUUCGGCUUGCCUGAGACAGGACUAGCUAUAAUUCCAGGGGCUGGUGGCACAGUAAGACUUCCUAGAUUGUUGGGAAAAGCAUUAUCAAAGGAAAUUAUUUUUACUGGUCGGAGGAUUGGUGGCAGAGAUGCUAUGUCCAUGGGUCUUGUAAAUCACUGUGUCCCUGCUGGUGAUGCUCGAUUGAAGGCACUUGAGAUUGCUUGUGAAAUAAAUGAAAAGGGUCCACUGGCAAUAAAGAUGGCAAAGAAGGCUAUUAAUGAAGGGCUGGAGACAACUACAGCGUCAGCAUUGGAAUUGGAAGAAUUUUACUAUCAGCAACUUUUGAACACAAAAGAUCGUUUGGAAGGUUUAGCAGCAUUUGCUGAGAAACGGAAGCCAAGGUACAGUGGUGAAUAAAGAGUAAUGUAAGGUCACCAAUGUUCAUGGCCAAAGCGUAAUUAGGCAUGACUUGUUAUAUCUUACAGCUAUUUAGGCUCUUAAAUUAAUUUAUGGGACCCUCUUUUUAUUAUGACAAUAAAAAUCAUUCGGAAACCUUUUGGAGGCUGCAA
Molecule: messenger RNA, 2081 nt
Organism: Carica papaya (papaya)
Lineage: Eukaryota; Viridiplantae; Streptophyta; Magnoliopsida; Brassicales; Caricaceae
Source: RefSeq, a predicted model, not a curated record